Molecule: messenger RNA, 1416 nt
Organism: Trichobilharzia szidati
Lineage: Eukaryota; Metazoa; Platyhelminthes; Trematoda; Strigeidida; Schistosomatidae
Source: the annotation of a GenBank genome assembly
CUACUACUACUACUUUUAUCACUAACAUCAUCUUCUUUGUGUAUUCAUGUUCCUGUGAAACGGAUUGUACUCACUUCUUUUUUCCUAAAAUAUCUAGUUUGUGUACAUAGUAAUGGCAUGUUUGAUAAGAACUGUUUUUCCCAAAAAAGGGGACAAUCCAACAGCUGGAUCACAAUCAUCUAAUGUCGACAAUGAUAUACCCUUGGAGGAGAUCCCAAUGGAAGAGUCUGUGAAGCAAAUCUUAACUGAUGAACAGAUAUACGAUGAUCAAUGGUCAGUAAGCAGAAAUAAAUCCUACUUUGUGGUUCAGUUUUCUGUAUCUGAUUCGAACAAAAUGGAGCGUAUCUUAGACAGAUUGGCAUACUUCAAUAUUGGGAAGACUAAUGAUUCAUCUAUCAUGGUCACUGAACCUAUGAUCAACGUUCAAAAACGUAAUAAAGAAGGAAAAUCUGGUGUUAUCUCCUAUUCUGCUAUACAAAAUUUCAUUGGAACAUUGAAAUCACGACUGUGUGUUGCCCAGGUAUACAACGAAAUUAAUCAACGUGGAUCAUUUGACAUGAAUUACUUAUGCUUUCUAUUGUGUGCAGCCAUUGUAGCAAAUAUAGCUCUGGUAACAAAUUCUGCUGGUGUUGUAUUCGCUAGUAUGCUGUUAUCACCUCUAAUGGAUCCAAUUAUGUGCAUUCUAUUUGGCCUUAAUCUACGUGAUCGUAAUAUGACAACUAAGGGGAUACGAAACACAUCCGUAUCAUUAAUUAUCUGUGUCAUGAUUGGCUUAACAUUUGGUUAUGUUGCGCAUCUUAUCAGUGCUUUUCAGGAUGUUAAACCGUAUCCAACAGGUGAAAUGGCGAUAAGGGGUGAACUAAGAUCAUUCAUUGGAUCCAUGCUUGUUGCCGCAUUCUCCGGUGUCAGUGUCUCCUUUGCUAUACUGAGUAAACGAUUAUCAGCUUUAAUUGGGAAUGCAAUCUCGCUUUCACUGUUACCGCCAGCAGUCAACUGUGGUCAUUUACUGCUGCUUUCUCUUUUGGCAAUUUCUUCCGUGGAAAAAGUUCAGCCAAUAACCAUUGGAGAAUGGAAUCAAACAACAAAUUUACAUCAAUGUAAAUAUUCAUGGAUUCGACAAUAUGAAUUCAUUUAUAUGCAAAAUUCGUGUAAUGCUCCACUGGAAUUUCUAUAUGUUGGUUUAUCAAGUUUCUGUCUUGUUACAAUGAAUAUUCUGCUCAUCCUGAUAACUGGAUAUACAGUGAAUAAGAUAAAAAAUUUAGUGCCUCUUUCAUUUACAAAUGAAAUCACCAGAAGAUUUUACCAAAAGGAUUUACGAGCAAGAAGUUCGCGAGAAUUAUAAAUGUUUACACAAAUUUGAUGCAUCUGAUUUAGCCACUUAUGCAUACAAUGAAUACCUUCGUUUGAAUAAAAUAA